UAGUGUAGGCUAAUAAAAAAGGUUCUAUACUUCUGGCCUAUAAAAGGACAACCCCAUUGGCCAAAACACUACCACAACACUCCAUCAUCGUCAUCGUCAUCAUCAUCAUCAUCAAUUUCAUGGACAGUUCCUCUGUAACUCCAAUGAAACCAGACAAUAAUGGCCAAUAUGAUGAUCAAGACAACACCAACAACAACAAACUUUCAACUACACAAACAAAACCCUCCAAAGGUGGCUGGAAUGCGGCACUCUUCAUCAUCUUUGUUGAAGUGGCUGACCGGUUUGCCUUCUAUGGUCUUGCCGGGAACCUGAUUAUGUACCUAACUAACAUUCUCCGUCAACCAAUGGCCACUGCGGCCAAAAACGUAAACUUUUGGGUGGGUGUCUCAUCUCUUUUCCCAAUCCUCGGCGCCUUAUUGGCCGACUCAUUCCUCGGCCGAUUCCACACCAUACUUUUCUCCUCCAUCAUUUAUUUAACGGGAAUGGUGAUGGUGACGUUGUCAGCAUCGUCGAUUUGUGGGGAGUACAAGAAGGUGUUAUUCUUCGUGUCACUGUACGUGUUAUCAGUGGGCGAAGGAGGACACAAGCCGUGUGUUCAGACCUUUGCGGCCGACCAGUUUGAGGAGAAAACAGCCGAAGAGAAAAAGGCUAAGAGCUCUUUCUUCAAUUGGUGGUAUUUGGGGAUUGUUGCUGGUGCCACCGUGGCAAUCAUACUCGUUAUAUAUAUACAGGACAACAUAAGUUGGACACUUGGUUUUGGAAUAUUGGCGGCGGUGUUGGCAGCGGCGCUAGGGCUGUUUCUACUAGGAACAAGGCGGUACCGUAACCGGGUUGCGGCGGGAAGCCCGUUGACAACGGUUGCUCGGGUGUUGGUGGCGGCAGCACGGAAGUGGCGCGUGGGAGAGACGCGCGGCAUAUAUUAUGGGAAUGAUGAUGUAGUAGUGGUUGUGGGGCCUGAAAUUGAUGGUCAACUAGGUGCUCCGCUCUUGACCCCUACCAAUAAAUUCAGAUUCUUGAACAAGGCAACCAUCAUCGACAGCCAAGACUUAAGUGAAGGUAAAAAUCCAUGGAGAUUGUGCUCAGUGACUCAAGUAGAAGAAGUGAAGCUUGUCCUUCGUCUCAUUCCCAUAUGGUUAAGCUGUCUUAUGUUCAACGUAGUCCAAGCUCAACUCCACACCUUCUUCACCAAACAAGGCAGCACAAUGGUCCGUUCCAUUGGAUCAUCACACUUCCUACUUCCACCAGCAUCACUUCAAAGCCUCGUCGGUAUCACUAUUCUCAUCGCGGUCCCAAUCUAUGACCGGGUUUUCAUUCCCUUAGCCCGAAAAUUCACCGGACACCCUUCUGGCAUAACCGUGUUGCAACGGAUCGGCUUUGGCCUCUUCCUUUCCAUACUCAACAUGGUUGUUUCGGGUUUAGUGGAAUCGAAACGAGUUGAUAUCGCCUCGAGACACGGGCUCUUGGAUAGCCCUAAGGCUGUUGUACCAAUUAGGGUUUGGUGGUUAUUGCCACAAUACAUGAUUUGUGGAGUGUCCGAUGCAUUUGCUGUGGUGGGACUCCAAGAAUUGUUUUAUGCCGAAAUGCCUGAAGGAAUGAGAAGCUUGGGGGCUGCAGCUCAUAUUAGUAUUUUGGGAGUUGGAAAUUUCAUGAGUGGUUGGAUAAUAUCUCUUGUUCAAGUGAUUAGCUCUAGAUAUGGUGAUGAUGAUGAUCAUGAGCAGAGUUGGCUUGGGGACAAUUUAAACCGUUCUCAUCUACACUAUUUCUAUUGGGUGUUGGCUGCAUUGAGUGCCUUAAAUUUGGGUCUUUAUAUUUGGAUCUCUAGUGGUUUUGUGUACAAGGAUAACAUUGUUGAAGGUCAUAAAAAAGUGAUUAAGGUAAGAAAUGAGAGGUCAAAUGUUCAUGUGGAUAAUGGACAAGUAUGAAUGAUGAUGAUGAUUAGUUAAAAUUAUAGUUUAAUUUAGUUUUUUAAGAUGUAGGAUCGAGCGCAUGGUGAAUUAGACCUACUUUAAUGUUAUGAAAACAUGUUUUCGUGUUACUUAAUUAACUUACUUUGCCAUGUAAUAUAUAUUUUAUAUAUGUCGAUCAUAAUUUCAUGAUGUACUUAAUUAAUUUAAAAA
This is a messenger RNA of Cannabis sativa, 2117 nucleotides long. RefSeq names its product protein NRT1/ PTR FAMILY 5.4. Gene Ontology annotation, molecular function: transmembrane transporter activity. The transcript has 5 exons. The record is from RefSeq and is a predicted model, not a curated record. Gene Ontology annotation, biological process: oligopeptide transport; transmembrane transport. The coding region runs from base 120 to 1922 and encodes 600 amino acids. Gene Ontology annotation, cellular component: membrane. NCBI's taxonomy places the organism in Eukaryota, Viridiplantae, Streptophyta, Magnoliopsida, Rosales, Cannabaceae.